Messenger RNA from Archocentrus centrarchus (flier cichlid), 2814 nucleotides. It is a transcript of the gene tmcc2, whose product is annotated as transmembrane and coiled-coil domain family 2. Gene Ontology annotation, cellular component: endomembrane system. The record is from RefSeq and is a predicted model, not a curated record. Gene Ontology annotation, biological process: amyloid precursor protein metabolic process. The coding region runs from base 364 to 1818 and encodes 484 amino acids. The transcript has 5 exons. NCBI's taxonomy places the organism in Eukaryota, Metazoa, Chordata, Actinopteri, Cichliformes, Cichlidae.
AAGAGGGAUGGAAAGAGAGGGAGGGUGCGAGAUGUAGGAGAGUGAAGCAGGGGGAGGCGGAGGGAGCAUAUGACACAAAGGAGAGAGAGAGAGAGAAAGAGAGUGAGAGAAAUAGAUCAGAGCAUUAGAGAUAGGAAGAGGGAGCGGGAGGCUGCGGAUAUCGAUGGUAUUAACAAUGGAGCAUUAGGAUCCAGAGAGGUGAUAGUUAGCCAGACUCACGGCUGGGGGUGAAGACAUUUGAGGAGGGGGGCUCCUCCUCGGUGAGCUUAGGGGGAGGCGGAGGGAGGCGGGAGGAGGAGGAGGAGGAGGAUGGGCCUCGAACACAGACUUGCAAUGGCACUGCAAAAAUUGGAUUAAAGCAGUAUGCUGGACAAGAGUGAGGUGGCAACUCUAGGCCUACCCUCCGCGACCAGCCAUGGAGGCUCUGACACCAACAUCAGCACGGACGGAGCGGGGGCGUCGUCGUCGUCUGGGGGCAUGGCGGGGGGAGCGGAGGGGGCAGGGGCCGGUGAGCCGCAGCGGACACGUGCUGCUCUGGAGCACUUGCAGCAGAAGAUCUUGAAGGUCACGGAGCAGAUUCGCGUGGAGCAGGAGGCGCGUGACGACAACGUGGCGGAGUACCUGAAGCUGGCUCACAACGCAGACAAACAGCAGGCGUCCAGAAUCAAGCAGGUGUUUGAGAAGAAGAACCAGAAAUCAGCACAGACUAUUGCGCACUUGCACAAGAAACUAGAGCACUAUCACAAGAAGCUAAAGGAGAUAGAGCAGAAUGGGCCGGCCCGGCAGCCAAAGGAUGUCCUGCGGGACAUGCAGCAGGGAUUGAAGGACGUGGGGGCCAACGUUCGUGCUGGGAUAAGUGGUUUCGGAGGUGGGGUAGUUGAAGGAGUCAAAGGUGGGGUAUCUGCCCUCACUCACACAGCCGUGGUCUCUAAGCCAAGAGAGUUUGCCAGUCUCAUAAGAAACAAGUUUGGCAGUGCUGAUAACAUUGCCCACCUAAAAGACACACUGGAGGAUGGAGUUGGGGGGCACUCUGAAGACACCCCCACGCCCCGCGCCCUGAGUGGAAGCGCCACUCUGGUCUCGAGCCCAAAGUACGGCAGCGACGACGAGUGUUCCAGCGCCACCUCCGGCUCCGGAGCAGGCAGCAAUUCUGGUGGGGCCGGAGGAGGAGGCGUGAUGUUGCCAACCAUGGGGAGUCCCAGAUUGGACGGGCACCACCACCACCACCAUCACAUGCACAGUUCUUGGGACUCUUUACUUGAGGGUCUGCAGGAGAUCAAAGCCAGCCAGACACACAUGGAGGAUGCCAUCGAGGACAUGAAGGGCCAGCUGCAGAGCGACUACUCUUACAUGACUCAGUGCCUCCAAGAAGAGAGAUACAGGUAUGAGCGACUUGAAGAGCAGCUGAAUGACUUGACAGAGCUGCACCAGAAUGAGAUGACCAACCUUAAACAGGAGCUCGCCAGCAUGGAGGAGAAGGUCGCCUACCAGUCCUAUGAGAGAGCGAGGGACAUUCAGGAGGCAGUGGAGUCAUGCCUGACCCGCAUCACCAAGCUGGAACUGCAGCAGCAACAGCAGCAGGUUGUUCAGCUAGAAGGAGUGGAGAACGCCAAUGCUCGAGCUCUGCUGGGAAAACUCAUCAACGUCAUCUUGGCACUCAUGGCCGUGCUGCUGGUCUUCGUCUCCACUUUGGCCAACUUCAUCACCCCGCUGAUGAAGACCCGGGCCCGCGUAGCUGCCACUGUCCUGCUGACCUUGCUGCUGUUCGUGCUCUGGAAGCAGUGGGAUUUUGUGGAGCUGUGGCUGCUGCCCAGCUAAGCUUCCUGCAAGACACUCCAGAGGGGGACCAGAGCAAAGUUUCACAAGCUGAUUCCAGCUCCGUUUGCCUUCACUGAAGGACCCAGAGACGGAAGCAAAAUGAAAGCCGCUACUCUUGUUCCCUUUGAGUUUAAAGGUGGAGUUUGAGAGAACAAAGCAUGGCACUUUUAGUCGAGGAGCAGACGAGAGCCGGCCUACAGGGAGCGCUGAGAGGUGUUUACAGAGCAAAAGAACUGAAAUUCUCUGCUUGCCAAGUAACAAAAGACAUCAUCCCAUCUCACCCAAAUAUACUAGCAUUGAUGACCAAUCAUCGAUCGCAUUGCUGUCACCAAAAAACUGCAUUUCUUGCAAGAAAUCUUUGGUCUUUUUCUAAUUAUUUAUGAUACAUUAAUUACAAAGACGAGAGCAACUUCUACCGACUGUAAAAUGUUGAUCAUGUUUGCUGUAAUCUUCAUGUUGAAGCUAAUGUAUAUUUAAGAGGAACAAGGGUUUUUUUUUUUCUUUUCUUUUCAUGAAUGUUAUGUGCUCAUGCAUGUCCUCAUAUGUGCACUGAGAUGCAUCUAGCUGGCAUGAGUUAACAUUUCAUUACUGACAAACUGAAUCUUCUAUAACUGCCAUUUUGGUGUCAGAAUUACAGUGCAGAUAUGUUGUAUCUCCACUCCACUGUGUCAUUCCUGGUUUGUUUCACAUUCUGGUGUUGAAGCAGUGCUUUUCUCUCUUUUUUGUCUUUUUUUUUUUUUUCUUCUUCUUAUGAUUGAAUGAAUAGUUUUAAAAAAAAUCUGCUACAACUCACCAUACUGAUUCAACAAUGUAAUAUCUGUCCACAAAUGCAUUUUCCUAAUAUUUAUUGUAGAACUGCUACUAUCCACAGUGUCAAAUUAACUGGCAUGUUCAAAGUUUAUAUCCAGUUUGCAAAAAAAAAAAAGAAAAAGAAAAAAGAAGACGACUUAUUGCUGUUUUAUUAAACAAUGUAAGAAAUAAAUGAUUUCAUAUUUA